AUGGCAACUGCUGCUGGCACUGGCUCCCCUUGUGGUGCAUGCAAAUUUCUAAGACGAAAGUGUGCUGCAGACUGCAUCUUUGCACCCUAUUUCUGUUCUGAACAAGGUCCAGCUAGGUUCGCUGCCAUUCAUAAAGUGUUUGGUGCAAGCAAUGUUUCGAAACUACUGCUUCAUGUGCCUGCUGCUGAUCGCUGCGAGGCGGUGGUCACCAUUGCAUACGAAGCUCAAGCUAGGAUCAAAGAUCCAGUUUAUGGUUGUGUUGCGCAUAUCUUUGCGUUGCAGCAACAGGUCGCUUGCUUACAAACACAGCUGAUGCAAAUGAAGGCUCAAAUGGCCCAAGGUUUGUUCGAUUCAAGAAACAUAGAGACUCAAUGGCCUGCAGGAACCGCUACAUAUCAGAAUUAUCCAAAUUUCGCGAGUAUUAUGAAUGGAAACAUUUCACUUUCGCCCGAGAGUUCACUUGAAUCCAUUGAUCACAACAGUGAAGGAAUGGGGAUGCAAGAGAGACAAGGUAGAGAGGAUCAUUACCAUGAUAUAUCUUUUCAACAAAUUUACAAUAACAAAAAGAGACCUUUCCCAAGUGAUUUGGGUGAGCUUCAAGAACUUGCUGUUAGAAUGAUGAGGAACUGA
Messenger RNA from Lactuca virosa, 630 nucleotides. NCBI's taxonomy places the organism in Eukaryota, Viridiplantae, Streptophyta, Magnoliopsida, Asterales, Asteraceae. The record is from the annotation of a GenBank genome assembly.